This is a messenger RNA of Pichia membranifaciens NRRL Y-2026, 1068 nucleotides long. RefSeq lists its product as hypothetical. Gene Ontology annotation, cellular component: nucleolus. Lineage: Eukaryota; Fungi; Ascomycota; Pichiomycetes; Pichiales; Pichiaceae. Gene Ontology annotation, molecular function: rRNA (adenine) methyltransferase activity. The coding region runs from base 1 to 1068 and encodes 355 amino acids. The transcript has a single exon. The record is from RefSeq and is a predicted model, not a curated record.
AUGACAAAGAAACUUCAAAAAAAAAGAAGUUUACUGAGUGGUAAAAGACUUCACUCUAUUACCCAGUCGCACGAAACUAAACCAACCCCCAAAACGCUAAAACCUCUUCGAGCCAGGCAACUUAUACGGCGAUUUCAUGUACUAUUAAAGUAUAAAUCUGCAAUACUGAGUAAACUCUCUCAACUGAAAUCCGUUGACACUGAAACUUAUGAAGACUUUUCAGUCGAUUAUAAAAAAUGGAUUUACAAACAGCCAAAAUUGAAAAAGAUAUAUGAAACAGAGUGGAAAAAUACAUGGGAUAAAUUAAAGGUUAAUAAGACGCCAGAUUCAGUUAUUGAUCCAAAAUCUAACGAUGUGAUAGACAAUUCUGUGACUAUAGAAGAACUUGUAAAACUCGUUGGCAAGAUUGAUUCUGAAACCGAAAAAAGAGGUGGCUUGGAGACUUAUCAGACCGCUAGUACAUUAGGUCAAGAUGCCCAACGAGGAGGCGACUCCAGCAAAAUUCUGACCAAAUGGCUAUCCGAGUUAGGGUGGGGUUUUCCUGAAUGUAGUGCAUUGGAAAUAGGGUGUUUGUCCUCCAAAAAUAUGAUUUCCAAGUGUGGAGUUUUUGAUGUCAUAAAACGAAUUGAUUUACAUAGUCAGGAACCGGGAGUGAUAGAAGAGCAAGAUUUUCUUAAACUGCCAUCACCAACAAGCGAGUCAAAUAAGUUUGAUUGUGUCAGCUGCUCUUUAGUUGUCAACUUUGUUCCUAGUCCUGAAUUGCGAGGAGAAAUGAUGUGCAAAAUGUGUGAGUUUCUGAAAAAUCCCACAGGAGAGAGACAUAGUUUGUUAUUUUUUGUGUUGCCUCUACCAUGCGUAGAAAACUCCAGGUAUUGUGAUCUCAACACAAUUAAUUUGAUUUGGAGUAAACUGGGGUUUCAAACUCUCAAGUACCACCAGUCAAACAAAUUGGCAUACUGGCUUCUGAAGUGGGAAGGAGAAUCUAAAGUUGACAAAACCUUUACCGUCAAAAAAAAUGAGAUCCGUAAGGGUAAUAAGAGGAAUAAUUUUUGCGUGGUUAUAAAAUGA